UUAAACUCGUUUUAUAUAAACCAGUAAACCACUAUAAUUUCAUAAACACCUAAAGCUUCAUUUCGUCAUCCCAAAAAAACGCAACAAAAUUUUCUUCUCUUCAUCAUUGUUCAUUAAUCAUCAUCAAUCAUCAAUCAUACAUCAUGGUGGAAGAUAUGAAGAUUGAGAACAAGAGGGAUGUCAUUUUAACAUCUCCACUCUCUCUAGAUAGGGAGUCCAACAAUGAUUACAAGCCUCCUAAUUUUCUUCAAAUGGUUUUUGGUCUUCUCAACAAUGUAAGACCAGGAGCUGAUCUUACUCGUUUACAGCUACCUCCCUUGUUUAACUUGCCAAAAUCACACCUACAAUGCUAUGGAGAAUCAGUGUAUUGUGUGAACAAGGACAUGCUAAGCAAAUGUGCCAAUGGAGAGACCACCGUCGAUCGAAUGAUCUCCGUCGUUGCGUGGUGCAUCUCAACCGUUCGUCCGUUGAUGUUUGGGGUUGCACCAUACAACCCCAUUCUUGGUGAGACUCAUCAUGCAUCUAGAGCCACCCUCAAUGUCCUACUUGAACAAGUUUCCCAUCACCCGCCAGUAUCAGCUUUGCAUGCAACUGAUGAAACCAACGGCAUCGAACUUAUUUGGUGCCAACAUGCUGUUCCCAAGUUUAAUGGAGCUACAAUAGAAACAAUGGUGCAUGGAAAAAGGAAGCUAAAUCUUUUAGAGAAAGGAGAAAGUUAUGUGAUGAAUUCUCCAAAUUUGUUGAUAAGAUUAUUGCCAAAGUUUGGUGUUGAUUGGGUGGGAAAUGUGAGAAUAAAAUGCCAAGAAACUGGUCUUGAAGCUGAAUUAUCCUUCAAAAGUGGUUCUUUUUUGGGUUUUGGAGGAGGCAAUAGGUCUAUCAAAGGAAAGAUCAUGGAUGCAUCUAAUUCUCUCAAGACAUUAUAUGAAAUUCAUGGCCAAUGGGACAGGACCGUUAAAAUAAAGGAUACUAUGGAUGGGAAAACUAAAAUUCUAUACGAUGCCAGAGAGAUUAUUUAUGCACUUCCUACACCGACUCUAAGGGAUCCUGAGGAAGUGUGUGAAAGUGAAUCAGCUGCAGUAUGGGCAGAGGUGAGUAAAGGCAUUCUAAGCAAAAAUUGGGAUAAAGCAAGAGAAGCAAAGAGAGAGAUAGAGGAAAGAGAGAGAGAUCUUCUUAAGCAAAGGAAAUCAAUUGGAGAGCAAGAUUGGAUUCCAAAACAUUUUGAUUUGUCUUACAAUCCUCAAUUUGGUUGGGAUUGUUCGCCUAAACAAAAAACUGUGCCACAAGCUCCGAUUCAUUUUCCAAUAUGAACUUCUCAUAUUAUCAUAUCAUAAUAUAUUUAUAUUAUAUAAUGUUAUCGAUAUAUGUACAUGUAUAUUGGAAAUAUUCCUAGAAUAUAUAUAUACAUUAGAGAUAG
Molecule: messenger RNA, 1414 nt
Organism: Beta vulgaris subsp. vulgaris (sugar beet)
Lineage: Eukaryota; Viridiplantae; Streptophyta; Magnoliopsida; Caryophyllales; Amaranthaceae
Product: oxysterol-binding protein-related protein 4C
Exons: 7
Coding region: 144-1307 (387 amino acids)
Cellular component (GO): membrane; intracellular membrane-bounded organelle; cytosol
Molecular function (GO): sterol binding
Source: RefSeq, a predicted model, not a curated record